This is a messenger RNA of Cottoperca gobio, 1258 nucleotides long. RefSeq names its product macrophage colony-stimulating factor 1 receptor 2-like. Gene Ontology annotation, biological process: cell surface receptor protein tyrosine kinase signaling pathway; multicellular organism development; positive regulation of kinase activity. The record is from RefSeq and is a predicted model, not a curated record. The transcript has 9 exons. Gene Ontology annotation, molecular function: ATP binding; macrophage colony-stimulating factor receptor activity; growth factor binding. The coding region runs from base 5 to 895 and encodes 296 amino acids. Lineage: Eukaryota; Metazoa; Chordata; Actinopteri; Perciformes; Bovichtidae. Gene Ontology annotation, cellular component: signaling receptor complex; CSF1-CSF1R complex; plasma membrane.
CUUCAUGGCGUGCGUUUUGAGCGUGGACGAAGUGGAGGGUGAGGCCUUCUAUAAAAACAUGGCCACCCAGCACGCCAGGCUCCGGAGCGACAGCGGGAUCUCCUGCUGUUCGGAGUAUCAGGAGAUGCAGCCGGCGCCGAGUCCAGGACCAAAACUAUCAGGUGUGCAGACAGACAGUGUCUCUGUUGGGGACCUCAUCAGGUUUUCCCACCAGGUGUCUCAGGGUCUGGACUUCCUGUCCAGCAGGAAUUGUAUCCACAGAGACGUAGCAGCGAGAAACGUCCUUCUGACAGAUCGUCGUGUUGCAAAGAUCUGUGACUUCGGAUUGGCCAGAGACAUCCGCAACGACGACAACUACAUCGUGCAGGGAAAUGCUCGUCUCCCGGUGAAGUGGAUGGCUCCAGAGAGCAUCUUUCAGUGUGUUUACACCGUGCAGAGCGACGUCUGGUCCUACGGCGUCUUCCUGUGGGAGACCUUCUCUCUGGGUAAGAGUCCAUACCCAAACAUUGCCGUGGAUACCAACUUCUACAAGAUGAUCCAAGAUGGCCGCCACAUGGAGAAGCCAGACUUCGCUCCGGCAGAGAUCUAUCAGCUGAUGACGCUCUGCUGGAGCUUGGAGCCCACAGACAGACCAACCUUUAAGAUGAUCGGUGAGCUCAUUAAUAGGCUCCUACCCUCGUCCAAUGGGACGUCGCCACAUCACAGCGAGCAGUCGACGUACAGGAACAUCGAUGAGUGCAGAGAAGAAGAAGAAGAAGAAGAAGAAGAAGAAGAAGAAGAAGAAGAGGCGGAGGAGGAGGAGGUCUCGCUGAAGAGAGGAGAAGAAGAAGAAGAGCGCCAUGACGACGAUGACGAGGACGAGCCGAUGAUGAAGAACAUCUACCAGCUGUCCUGAUCGACCAAUCAGAAUGUGUUUCAGCAUCUCGUGUUGUCUCUGCUCUCGUUUAAAAUUGAACACAUGCAGCUGAUUAUACAAAUACUGACGCCAUGAGUCUAAACACUCCCGCCAACCAAACUAAUCACCAACCUAACCAAACUCUGAGGAAACUUUGUUUUAAAGUCUCCAUCGGUUUCAUCAGGUUUAUCUCUGAUUUUUAUUUUACUGAUUUAGUGUUGAAGUGUUCGAUUUAACCAAGUUUUAUUGUUUUUCCUACAAUCUGUAAUCUUUUCAUUAAACUUUCUCCUCUGUGAUUGAUCAGAACUGUAACUUUUAUAUUUUGUACUUUUAAAGCGUAAAAUUAAAUUCUCACUAACAGCA